This is a messenger RNA of Chelmon rostratus (copperband butterflyfish), 5171 nucleotides long. RefSeq names its product VPS54 subunit of GARP complex (gene vps54). Gene Ontology annotation, molecular function: syntaxin binding. The coding region runs from base 156 to 3107 and encodes 983 amino acids. The record is from RefSeq and is a predicted model, not a curated record. NCBI's taxonomy places the organism in Eukaryota, Metazoa, Chordata, Actinopteri, Chaetodontiformes, Chaetodontidae. The transcript has 24 exons. Gene Ontology annotation, cellular component: GARP complex. Gene Ontology annotation, biological process: retrograde transport, endosome to Golgi; Golgi to vacuole transport.
GUGCAUGAUGGUCGGUAUACUGAUAGUAACUGCUGCUGUGUGUACUGUUGUUUUGCUCCCGGUUCCUCCGGUGGUCCUGUGAUGGUGAAGAAGAGAAACACCGGCUGCUGUGCUUCACACGACAGCUAGCCUCCUGGGAGGCGAGUCCCAAUGCCAUGGCCUCCAGCCACAGCUCCUCCCCAGUGCCUCGUGGAGGCCGAGAUGGGAUCUAUCACAAGGAGCGGGAUCCCACCCCCCCUCGCUGCCGGUCCAUCCGGUCCCUUCCUGAUGUCUGUCCCAAGGAACCCACCGGCGAGGGGCGGGGCCUGUGUGAUGGCCCAUCCGUGGUGGCAGAGCACGACAGGUGGACGGUGUACAGCUCCAAGGUCAACCUCCCCGCCGCGCUGAAUGACCCGCGGCUCGCCAAACGGGAGUCCGACUUUUUCACCAAAACAUGGGGGCUGGACUUCGCAGAGACAGAGGUGAUGCCCUCCUUCUUCCUCCCCAGCAUCACCAGGGAACACUUCGGGCCCUACCUGCAGGAGAUGGCUCAGAGGGAAAGAAUCCACGAACGCUGCAAGACGAUCUGUCCCAACAAAGACGAUGUCGACGCCGUCUCCAGUAUCACCACCAACCACGACAAAUCCAGAGCUGAGCUGGAACAAGUCCCGAAGAUCUUCAUGAAGCCUGACUUUGCUCUGGAGGACCCGGCCACCUUCAACACCGUCCUGCCCUGGUCACACUUCAACAGUGCCGGGGGGAAGAGCAGCAGAGAUGUGGCCUCCUCCAAACUGCUGCAGGAGAAGCUGAGUCACUACCUGGAUGUGGUGGAGGUGAGCAUCGCUCGGCAGAUCUCUCUGCGCUCCGAGGCAUUUUUUCAUGCCAUGUCCUCACAGCACGAGCUGCAGGACCGGCUACAGGAGACGCAGCGGGCCGUGGCCGUCCUGCGGGGCCGGACAGCUGCCAUAGACCGGGUCAUGUGCCAGGGGCCUCUACGGGCCCUCCGUAAUGCCCUGACCCGCAACAACUACGUGAAGCUGCACAACAAGCUGAAGCUGAUGGCGGCAGUGCAUCAGACACAGCCCACCGUACAGCUGCUGCUCUCCACCUCAGAGUUCGUCGGCGCACUGGAGCUCAUCUCCACCACCAAGGAGGUGCUGCAGCAGGAGCUGCAGGGAAUCCAUAGCUUCAGACAUCUGGGUUCCCAACUGUGUGAGCUGGAGAAGCUGAUCGAUAAGAUGAUGGUGGAGGAUUUCAGCAUGUAUGCCCGCAGCGAUCUGAACCGCAGCCUGAAGGACGAGCCGCAGGUCCUGGAGAAGGUCCACAAACCAAACGCUGCCUCACAGAAGGAGCGUCUGGAGUCUCUGGUGUUCGGCCUGCUGCGGCAGAGGAAGCUGGAUUUUCUGGACAUUUACAGCGAUGAGAUGAUUAUGGCUGCUAAAGCCAUCGUCACUCAGUGUGUAGCAGAAAGUGUUUUGCACAUAGAAGAAAUUGACACUGAAGUCGUCACUAAGCUAGCUGACCAGAUGCGUGUGAUGACGUUUCCUCAGUGGUUUGAGCUGCUGAAAAGCGUCUUUGAGAGUUUCCUUCUCUUCCUGCAGAGGAUCAAGGCCACUCUGAGCGUGAUCAAAAAUGUGGUCCUGGAGGUUCAGGCGUCGAACCAGAAGAACCGGCUCCUGGAGACCAGUUCCGAAGCUUCAGGCCAGGAGGCUUCCCACGGUCCAUCACUCCUGCAGGGGGAGGCUGAGCUGGCCUACCUCACCCACGAGGGUCUGUUCAUCAGUGAUGCUCUGAACGAGGCCGAGCAGCAGCGGCAGCAGGCAGUGGUCCAGGAUCAGAGCUCUGUGUCGGGCUCCAGGAUGCAGCAGAGCCGGCCGGAGGCUGCCAGCGGCAACUCUGCCUGUGGGACCACAGAGACCUCCAUCAGCUUCAUGUCCGGUGAGAGCAUGAUGCCCACUGAGCUGGAGCUGAACCGUGUGAUCAACAACGUCCAGGAGCUGCUGUACUCCGCCUCCGACGUCAGCCACGACCGCUGCGUCAAAGUCCUCACAGCCAGAGCGAAGGACGGCUCCCUGGAGCGUCUGAGCUCGGCCGAGUUCGUGUGUCUCUCUCAGGCGGUGGAGGGUUUCGUCAGGGACACCGAGGAGGUGUGCGGCAGGCGAAGCGUCUCGCUGAGGGGGGCGCUGCAGAGCCAGGCCAACCGCUUCGUCCACCGCUUCCACGAAGAACGCAAGACCAAGCUCGGCCUCCUCCUGGAUAAUGAGCGCUGGAAGCAGGCGGAGGUUCCUGCUGAGUUUCAAGAUCUGGUGAACUCCAUUGCUGACGGCAGAAUAACACUACCAGAGCGCAAAAUCCCAGGUGCAGAGGACAGGAAGCCCACUGAGUUUCUGCUCGUCAACGGGCAAAAAUAUGCCGUCGUCGGGACGGUUCUGCUGCUCAUCCGGAUCUUUCUGGAAUACUGUCAGUGUGUCAAUGACAUCCCAUCCAUCGCCACUGACAUGCUGACACGUCUGUCAGACCUCCUCAAGCACUUCAACUCUCGGAGCUGCCAGCUGGUUCUGGGAGCCGGAGCUCUGCAGGUUGUCGGCCUCAAGACCAUCACCACCAAAAACCUCGCUUUGGCAUCCCGCUGCCUGCAGCUGGUGGUUCACUACAUUCCCAUCAUCAGAGCUCAUUUUGAGACCAAACUGCAGCCCAAACAGUUCAGUGUCCUUCGACACUUUGACCACAUCACAAAGGACUACAAUGAUCACAUAGCAGAGAUAUCUGCGAAGCUGGUGGCCAUCAUGGACAGUCUGUUUGAGAAGGUUUUAUCAAAGUAUGAAGUGAAGGCUCCGAUGCCCUCUGCCUGCUUCAGAAACGUCUGUAAGCAGAUGGCAAAGAUGCACGAAGCCAUUUAUGAGCUUUUACCUGAAGAGCAGACACAGAUGUUGUUUCUGAGGAUUAAUGCCAGUUUUAAGAUGCACCUGAAGAGGCAGCUGGCUCGACUGGGGGUCGUUAAUGAUGGAGGACCCCAGCACGGGCUGGUGGUGGUGGACGUUGCUUUCUACACAGAGAACGUUCAGGCGCUGAAGAGCCUCGAGCGGCUCGACCUGAACAUGGCCGAGAUCUGGGAGCAGAAGAGGUGAUGGAGGACGACGACAGGACGUCCUGGACCGACCGACCGCCCCAGCGACGGGGGGCCGACCUCAGGGGCCGACGGCGGCCAGCUGAGGCUGGUGGAGGCCCGGAGGGACCAAAAAUACAAAAACUGAGAGAAGAAGAGCAGCAACACGCUGGAGCUUCCUGAACAGCUCCACCUUAAAAGACUUUAUCAAGUAACACACAGAGCCUCCUGAAAAACUGCUGCCACCUCGUCUCACUGUGUGCAAUUCAACAGAAAUACUCGUAAAUUAUUAGAGACAGUUUUAGUGGGAGCGAAGGGUGUAGAUAAUGAUCAGAAGUGGCGGGUAAUUUAUUUUUCUGUCGUCUUGAAAACAUUCGAUACUGUGGCAGACUUUUUCUCCAGCGGCCGGGAUGUUGGAGCUGAAGGGAUUUUUAUCAUCGAUGCACACUGAAACCAAACUUUUCUGUCGCCGGUUUCACUGAUUUUUGCUAAACUUCACAGCUGAGGAUGAUUCACUCUGGAAAUAAUAUUUGUUUAAUAGAAUCAAAAGGGUUCCUUCACGGUGUUUCCAAACCAGUCCCAAACGUCAUUCAUCAGCUGGUUUUAUUCUCUGUGGUGGCGGCUGGAAAAACAAAAAAAAGAAAAAAGGAUUCAUUCAUACUCAAAACGAUAAUAUUUUCCAGACUCCUUGGAAAUCCAGACUGUUUGAGACCUGGAGGAACCAUCAUGAAGCGAAUGAAAAUCUGUCAUUGAAGAGUUGGUUUCCUGAAAAUGUCAAAUACAACAAAUUCAGACUGUGAAAGCAUCACAUCCUGUCAUCGCCAAAGUGAAACAGUUUCAAAUUUUAGGAAAUAAACUCUUCAAUUGCAUUUUUGUUUUUCCCUCUAAACAAUCCCACCAUGAUUCCGUAUUCUUCAGAUGAGUGACAUUCAGGCCCAGGAGUUUUUUUUACGUGUAGUUAAUUGAUGAGAGUUUGACUGCAGAACAUGAAGCAUGAAAAUCAGCUGUUAACUCAAACUACUGUCGACCUUCUCCUUCCUGCUGUAGUUUUAUUUAAUCUGCAUGAGCUUUUUGUUUCCUCCGAGGCUGAAACGACACAAAUGGAACAGAAAAUCUCAAUUUUUUUUUUUUUUUCCAGUGGGUUAGAUUUUCCUCUUGUUCGUCCCGUCUAUCCAGAAAACAUUCAGACUUCCCCAGUGACUCGAGCAGGAAAACUGCACCUCAGAAACCAAAUGCUCGUGAUGAUCUGACAUAAAAAGUUUACCCUACACUGACCACGCUCUUGUGGUUCUCGCGGUGUUUUGCGGCACUGUGCUGGUCUUGAACACUCCCUCUGAUCAGACCUGUUCUCAGGUAUGAGUGGCUGUGGAUGAACUCCAUCACUCACCUGUUCGAGCUGUAAACGUCCAGCGUAGCUCCCACACCUGUGCAGGUGUUCACAGCAGAUUUUCUGUUCCUGAGUGAAUUUCAGCCGACCAAUGAAACACACACGCCUGUCCCGCUGUCACGUCACCUUCAGCACAGCAGACAUCACCUCAGUCUCUGAAACCUACGUCUACACUACAGGAAGUGUUUAGUUCCCAAAAGAUUAACUGAGAAGAGACACCAGGUCAAACUGCUGCUUCUCUUCUGGUUUCUGCAUUAAUCAGAUGAAGCACCUUUCUACAACCGGGUGAUUCUACAGAAGAUGUUAGUUUGUUUUGGAUAAUGUCCUGUUAUGGGAAGACAUUGAAAUCAUGAUCGUGAGAUAAAUUAACCGAAUCACAGCUGCUCUUGAAACACUGUUCAGGUGAAGGUGAACUGAGGUGAAACGCGAGCGUCUGUUUCCUGUAAGAGACUCAACAAAAAGCAUCAACUAUCAUCACUGUUGCUUCAGAAGUGCCUACUUUUGAUUGACUGUCAGUGACGACACAUCUGAGCUCUCCACUACAGUGUGCCUACCAUACCACUGUGUGUGUGUGUGUGUGUGUUUGAGUGUGUGAGAGAGAGUGUGUGUGGACCCUCUGUUGGGUUCAGAGUCGGGCUGCAUGUCUGAGAAUCCAAAAUGUCUUGAAUCCUUCAAACCUGAUGUGAAUAAAACAGGAUG